Messenger RNA from Neohortaea acidophila, 1218 nucleotides. RefSeq lists its product as uncharacterized. Bases 1 to 1218 code for a protein of 405 amino acids. Lineage: Eukaryota; Fungi; Ascomycota; Dothideomycetes; Mycosphaerellales; Teratosphaeriaceae. The transcript has a single exon. The record is from RefSeq and is a predicted model, not a curated record.
AUGCUGGGUAAACGACGAAGCAAGCGGCAGUCCGCCGACGAUGCCAAAAGUAACAACAGCGACGGCACCGUUCAGGAAAACAUAACCAACGACUCCAGCAUGAACAUCGAUCUCGGCAGCAUUCCAUUUCCCCCAGCAAGCACCUCGCGCUCCGAUGCCCGCUCCACUCGCGACGCUUCACCUUCUCAGUCACUACUAGACAGAUACCAACGACGCCUUCAUGGGAUGCAAGCGACGAAGCACUCCUCCUCAUCCAUGAUGAACUCGCCUUCAACAUCAGACGGCAAACUAAAAGAUGUGUCCGACGAGCUCCUGGUUGAUCUGGGCCCUGCUUCACUAGAGAGUAUCAAUGAACCCAUCACACCUGGCGAUGGAAUGCCGAUGCCUAACAAGUCAUACGAUGAAUUCGAUUUCGGACUGGCCGGCCCUCGCAAGACCGGCAUGCCGCCCCUAACAAACACCAACGAUUCAACCAUCCCGCAACCACCUCGACGCCAGACACGGUCCCAGGCGAGAGCGGAGCAACGCAAAGACUCCGUCAGCGCCGCGGAAAGCGACAAGGACGCAGUCUACAAACCCCGCAGCCUCACGAUCCGCAAAGUCCACGAUGCAGACUGGACGCCUUCUCCUCCGCAACCUGCCGUGGCGUUUACGAGCAGCCAAGCAGAGGCAGAGCUGAUGGCCAGUCUGGCCUCGCUAGGCCUCGAAAGCAACACAAACAUGCCCUCACACGCAGCUACAUCAUCAUCAUCAAUCGUCCACCACGCCAAAAUCGGCGCCCCCCUACCAUCAAACCUCAAACCCUCCCCCCUGCAACCCUCCAACCUCCCAAAAGCAACCGCAACAACAACAACAACCAAACGCCCACCCCUCCCCACCCCCCACCAAACCGCAAAACCCCCCAAACCCCCCUCCCCACCCCCCGCAAUCCCAAUCAACCCCCCCGCCCCACCCGCCCCCUCGCAACUCCCAGGCUACAUCUGGCUCUCCACGCACCCAUCCUCAAGCCUCCCCACCGAACCCUGGAGCUGGCUGAAACGCUGGACAUGCUGCCAGUGCGCGCACCAGGAUCCGAUGGGCCAGGGGCGCGCGGCGCAGACGAUGGUCAAGCAGCGCGUUUGCUCGAGGUUGGUGUGUGGGCAUUUGCGGUGCGCGAGGGGGUGUAGGGUUGUGAGGGAUGGGAGGUUUGAGGGGCCCGGGGUGUUUGCUCUUGUUUGA